AUGGAAAUUGUUCAUGAGUGCCAUUUAAAUCCAUUACAUUAUAAAAAACUUGUGACCCAGACUCAACCCUUUGUAGAUGAAGAUGAUAAUUUUCUAAGCUAUAAAAUACAACAUAAAAAAGAAUAUACGGGAGAUGAAAAAGAAGUAAGAAAACAAAUUCUUAACGAAAAUCUAAGGCAAGUAAUAGAACAUAACCAAAAGAAUCUCGACUACAAAUUAACAUUGAACAAGUUCUCCGAUCGAACUGAAGACGAGCUUGCGCAUCUGUUCGGAACAAGACCUUCUGAUCCCUUGCAGCAUGGUUCGAUUAAAUUCCCCCACACUGAAGAAGAAGUAAAUCGUUUAGCAAAAAACUUGCCUUCGAAUUACGAUAUGAGAUCAGGAGGUUUCGUCACCCCCAUCAAAAAUCAAGGAAGGUGUGGCUCGUGCUGGGCAUUCUCCACCGCGGCGGCGGUAGAGGGCGCGCUCGCUCGUACGAACGGCGCACGUGGUUAUGAUCUCAGCGAGCAGUCGAUCGUCGACUGCGCUUGGGGAUUCUCUAACCAUGGCUGUAAUGGAGGUAUCAUAAGUUCCGCUUACAAGUAUAUCUUAAAACACGGUAUAGCCUUAGAAAAGGACUAUGGCUUGUACCUGGAGGAGAAUGGUUACUGCAAAAUAAGAAACAUGACCACUACCUACCGCAUCAAGGGUUUUAUCCGAGUACCACGGCUCAACGUCAAUGCGAUGAAGGUAGCUUUACAUAAAUAUGGUCCAGUGUCCGUCGCGAUCAACGCAUCACCUCUGCUUCAUUAUUCCAAUGGAAUAUACAACAACCCUAAGUGUAACAACGCGAAAGCUAACCACGCGGUGACGGUGGUGGGUUAUGGUGUCCGAAACAAUACCAUGUAUUGGGUCGUCAAGAACUCUUGGGGCGAAGACUGGGGACAGGACGGCUACUUCCUCAUCUCAGCCAAAAACAACACAUGUCACCUUUUAGAAAAUGCCUACUAUCCUCUUGUUUAAAUUUGUAAUAUUGUUUAUUUAGGUUUGUUGUAUAAGUGGAAUAAAAAUGUAUUUAAAUAAAUGACAAUCACAAAAAAGGUUUUACUGAUAAUUCCAAAUUCAGAAGAUAGAGUUUACAAAAAAAAAAAAUACUGGUUUGCAUUUUUUUUUUAAUGAUGAUUUCGAGACAUUUAAUAAAAUUAGUUCUGCCCGAAGGAUGUUCAAAAUUCUUCCACUCCUCAUUUUCUCUGACUCCUUUAUCUCUUUUUGUAAAUCUACAAAUAUUAUGACAGUUAUAUCGACAGUUGCUAUGUCUUCAUAUUGUACGCACUUCAUUACAGUAUUCUGAAAUGAAAUGAAAUGAUCUGAUGAUGAUAUGAAAAAUUUAAAACGACGAUUAUAACGCUUGGUAAUAAGUAAUACUAAGCGUAAAUAAAUUACUAACGUGCAAUCAUAA
Messenger RNA from Melitaea cinxia (Glanville fritillary), 1438 nucleotides. RefSeq names its product procathepsin L-like. The transcript is spliced from 8 exons. Gene Ontology annotation, cellular component: lysosome. Bases 1 to 1002 code for a protein of 333 amino acids. Gene Ontology annotation, molecular function: cysteine-type endopeptidase activity. The record is from RefSeq and is a predicted model, not a curated record. NCBI's taxonomy places the organism in Eukaryota, Metazoa, Arthropoda, Insecta, Lepidoptera, Nymphalidae.